UAGUGAUCUGCACUGAAAUGAGUUCGCAGUGAGGGACGAUCUUCGCCUUUCUGAACGUAAACUGGAAAGAUCAGCCGGUAUCAUACUGGCUGUGUGACGAUAAAGUAUCAUAGUUAGCCAUCUUGGCAUGUGUCUACCGUAUUGUGAUUACUAUGAAUCUUGUGCUAAGCUAGAACUAUAAUAGAUGACUAUUUUUUUGGAUUGACUCUUUUAACCAAACCAAACAGACAUGCCGGACUUCAAUUACAUAUUGUGCUUUGGAAAACUUCUAUUGCAUGUGAGAUUCUCCAACUGCUUAUCGUACUGGUCUUAAUUGGUGAUCUCAUACUUAGAUUUGCAAAUCCGUGAUCUGCUCCAUCUUGAGAUCUGCAGUCGGCGAGCAACGGUGAAUUAUAAAUACUACACGAGGAUGCUGCAUCCUAACUACCAAUUUAGAUAAGCUUUAUCAUGGUGGAGCUUGGAAGAAAGGUUGGUUAUCUUGAAAGAAUCUCGAUCUGCCGUAAUGUUGAAAGAUUAUUCACCAAUUUCAACGUAUGUGCCAAAUACGACAAAACCUUUACAGCUGCUCAAUUGAGCAAAGCAUUGAUGAAUGUGAUCCAUAAGCGUCCAGUCUUGGCUUGCAACUUCUUUAAAUUGACAGAAGAGGAUAAUGCUAUAACUGGAUAUACUGAUUGGGAGCUUCAAACUUUGAACAAAAUUCGAUUCGAUGAAGUUGUCACCUUUGAGCAUCGUGAAGCAUUCGAUGGAGAAUUCCUUAAUGAAAUUAAUAAAAUCAUAAUCCCAGUCAUGGUGCAAAAUCCUUUGUGGAGGAUAAGAGUUGUUGAGGUUCCAAAUGGAGAUCAAUACGUGUUUAUGUACUUCGAUCACAGCAUCUUCGAUGGCUUGUCUGGCAAAAGACUCCACCAAGAAAUUUGCCGAGAACUAUCCAAGACUGAGGGAGAUGAGAAGCAAAUUGAAUAUAUCUUUGACAGAGAAAGGGAUGCAGUGUUUUUACCAGAACGUCCAGAUGCCCCUUGUGAAGAUUUUGACUGUUAUAGACCAAGAAUAUGGGACAAACUCGCAUUUAUUAUUCCAAUACUUUUCCCUCGUGUCGUUAAAGCCUACGGAUAUGUGGCAUCCUUAUUCAAUAAAUGGGUACCAAAUCUUAAGAAAAACCCCAAAUUCAACACAAAACAGUUGGUUUACUCCACGGAUACAACUUCAGUGAUAUUCAAUAUCAAACCGGAACAGCUUCAACAAAUCCUUCUGUUCUGCAGGUCAAGAAAACUUACAUUGACCCCGUACGUGCAAACAAUCGUCAUGCAGUGCUUGGAGGAAGUAUUUUUUAGCAGGUAUGAUCCAGAGAAAGUGUUUAGUACUGAAUCAGCAAUUCCAAUUGAUGCGAGAAAGAACCUUCCUGCGGAGCCAUACCUUCUCGGAUGUUUGGCUUCGGUAUAUUCAGUUCACACUGCUCCCAUCAUGGGACGCACAUUGGAAGCCAUGCGAAACACACAGACUCGAUUGAACAAGCAUCUUGAAAACAAUGGGGUGGCAUCUCUCCGGGAAUUGGGAAUGAUCAGAUAUAUUGGAUAUGAGAAGUUCAAAAUGUUCAUUUCCAAACCAGUAAGAUACACCCUACAAGUGUCUAAUCUUGGCGUGGUGAAAGAAGAAAAAGAGGAUGCCUACAAUAUCUCCCAGUUGUACUUUGGCCAAAACCUAGGAAUGCGCUAUUAUUGGUCUUGUUGUAUCGGAACUACAGCCAAAGGAGGAAUGAACGUAGUUUUAUCGUAUCUCCCUCAAUUUAACGAUUUAUAUGAUGGGAAGAAACGGGUGAUGGACGUUUGUGUGGAACAAAUCAAAGAGAAAUUGGUUAGUUUUGCAAAUAGCGAAAUUAGUUAGGGAAAGAGUCAAUGUCGGGAUUACUGUAGCAAGCGUAAAAGUAGAUGCUGCAUGUGGCACUAAUUUUCGGUUGAAUCUGCCUCGUAUUUCCUAGACAUACCAUAACACAAACAUAAAGUAGGCCUUUCUCUCAGAAUGCUGACUUUGUGCUCCAGUCAACUAUUGCAUAGAGGCAAUUUUGUGUUAUUCAAGCCCGGCAUUUAGAAUGCUACUGGAAUGAAAUGGGACAAAAGAACACCUCCUAUGCAGACAAUUAUUACAGUGUUGCUGGAGUGUCUGGGAAUAGGGGUUGAACUGAUUUGAAAAAGUGCCAUACUGGCAAGAAUCUUACUUGCACAACCG
Messenger RNA from Suhomyces tanzawaensis NRRL Y-17324, 2220 nucleotides. RefSeq lists its product as uncharacterized. Bases 448 to 1878 code for a protein of 476 amino acids. NCBI's taxonomy places the organism in Eukaryota, Fungi, Ascomycota, Pichiomycetes, Serinales, Debaryomycetaceae. The record is from RefSeq and is a predicted model, not a curated record. The transcript has a single exon. Gene Ontology annotation, molecular function: N-acetyltransferase activity.